Molecule: messenger RNA, 913 nt
Organism: Nicotiana tabacum (common tobacco)
Lineage: Eukaryota; Viridiplantae; Streptophyta; Magnoliopsida; Solanales; Solanaceae
Source: RefSeq, a predicted model, not a curated record
ACCGUAUUUUUAUUCUCUCUUCCAUCUCUAAAGGCGGCGGUAACAUAAAGUUAGGGCAAGGGGCGAGAAAUCAGUUUUGAAUUAAUGCUUUCGCUUCAUGAUGAUGGCUCAUGAUUCAGCUAUUCCUUUUCAUUCGCUUGCUUCGUCUGUUAUUGUGUUCAAUAGAUUGAACUUCUCUGAAUGGCGUGAACAAGUCCAAUUCCACUUAGGUGUAAUGGAUCUUGACUUGGCUCUGCUGAAUGAUAAGUCCGCUGCCAUUACUGAUUCGAGCAGUGCAGAUGAGAAGUCUUUCUAUAAAGCAUGGGAACGCUCUAACAGGCUAAGGCUUAUGUUUAUGCGAAUGAAUAUUGCCAACAACAUUAAGAGUACUAUUCCACAAACAGAAAGUGCCAGGGAAUACCUGAAGUUUGUGGAAGAACGUUUUCGUUCUGCAGAUAAGUCUCUCGCUGGUACACUAAUGGCUGAACUCACGACCAUGAAGUUUGAUGGGUCGUGCAGUAUGCAAAACCAUAUCAUCGAGAUGACUAACAUUGCAGCAAGACUUCAGACCUUGGGGAUGAAAGUGGAUGACUCCUUCUUGGUUCAGUUUAUUCUGAACUCGUUACCUCCUGAGUAUGGACCUUUUCAAAUUAACUAUAACACUAUUAAGGAUAAGUGGAAUGUUAGUGAAUUGUUCAGUAUGCUUACUCAGGAGGAGUCGAGACUUAAGAAAUAAGGGAAUCAUUCAAUUAACCUCAUGGGUCAAGGAGUUGGUAAAGGACUUAAAGUGAAGGCCAACAAGUUCAAGAAGAAGAAAGCACCUGCUAAAGCUCAACAGGAUGCUAACAAGGAACAUAAGGCAGAUAUGUGUCGUUUUUGUAACAAGGAAGGACAUUAUCAGAAAGAUUGCCUGAAACGUAAAGCUUGGUUCGAA